Molecule: messenger RNA, 2351 nt
Organism: Cajanus cajan (pigeon pea)
Lineage: Eukaryota; Viridiplantae; Streptophyta; Magnoliopsida; Fabales; Fabaceae
Source: RefSeq, a predicted model, not a curated record
AAAAAAAGCACUUCACUCAAAUUGUUAAGGGGAGGCAGAGAGAGAAAGGGAAAAGAAAAUUGGGCUUUGAAAUUUGAACAUGUAGUUGCUAGAGAGAGAGUGUGUGUGAAAUGGAAAGAAGAGAAAAAGGUGUGGAGGGAGAGAACAAAAGCGUUGGAUUAAUGGUGGAAAAGUUGAGGGAAGGGGUUUUGGUGGGGAAAAAGGGAGGGCCUAGUACACCACCACCCACAUGGAGACUUGAACUUCCAUCUCAGCCCAGUGGUAAUGUUAGUGACAAGGUUCAAGAGUUUCUUAACUUUCCCACUUCAACUCUUUCUGCUAGAAACCUCUGUGCCAACCUCUGGGAACUUCUGCCCCACCAACACACCCCACUUCCCAGAAUGAACAAGCAUGCCACUGGCACCACCCUCCGCCGCCGUUACCGCCAUAAUCGCCGCCGCCUGCACCAUCCUAAGAAUACAGCAUCUGAAGUGGACAACAACCAAUUGGCUGAGCCUCCAGAUACCCCUUCUGAUUCUGAUCAGCCAGGAUCAGCUAGUAGCUCAAGAAGGCAUUUCGCAGCAUCACUUGUUCAACAUCGUAGAUCAGUAGAAAGAAAUGACUCUGCUGUACAGCCUGUAUCCCCUGCUUGUUACAGUAGCUCAGCCUCAGUGGACGUAGCACCAUAUAAAUGUGCAGUAACCCCCACAAGCUCUGUAGACUUCAAAGGUAGGAUUGGAGAGUCAAGUUACAACCUUAAAACGUCCACAGAAUUACUUAAGGUACUCAACCGUAUUUGGAGCCUUGAAGAACAGCAGGCAUCAAAUAUAUCAGUAGUGAAAACCUUAAAAAUGGAACUAGAUCGGUCUCAGGCACGGAUAAAGGAGUUACUACGAGAUAAACAAAUUAGUAGGCAGGAAAUGGAGAACUUAGUAAAGCACUUGACAGUGGACAAGCUUAUCAGGAAGAACAAAGAACAUGAUAAAAUUAAAGCUGCAGUUCAAUCAAUCAAGGAAGAGCUAGAAGAUGAGAGGAGGUUACGACAACAUUCAGAAAACCUGCAUCGGAAGCUGGCUAGGGAGCUUUCUGAAGUCAAGUCCUCCUUCUCAGGUUCUUUGAGAAAUCUUGAAAGAGAGAGAAAAGCACGAAUCCUUUUGGAGAAUUUGUGUGAUGAGUUCGCCAAAGGAAUAAGAGAUUAUGAACAAGAAGUACAUUCUCUUAGACGGAGUUCUGAGAAGGGUCAAGGUCAGGGCCAGGUUAAAGGGAGUAAUGGCCUUGAUAGGCUUAUACUUCAUAUUUCAGAAGCUUGGCUUGAUGAGCGCAUGCAGAUGAAGCUAGCUCAAUCAGACAGUGAUCUCAUAGAGAGAAAUUCAAUUGUUGACAAGUUAGGUUUUGAUAUUGAAACAUUUCUUCAUGCCAAACGAUCGGUUGAUUUGAAAAAAUACGGCUACUCCUCACCAAAGGAGCUCAAGGAAAUUCACCCUUGUCAGCAUUCAUUGGAUUCCUUCCCACUAAAAGAGGCUGGAAGUGCACCUCAUAAUAUGGCUCAGGAAGAUUCCAUUGACACCGACUUUUUUGAACCAAAAAGGGCUGCUGGUGAAGGACUGCACAAAUUCAGCUCCAGAUUGCAUUCAAACAUGGACAGGAACAUAUCAUGGGAUGAUAAUGAGAGUUGUUUUGUGGAGAGGAAAUCAAGUGAAAUGGAAGAAUUACCAAAUGAAGAAGAGACCAAACAUGAUCCACACGAGAGUGAUGGACCAUGGAUCCUGAGAAUGAACUCCAGUCACAGGCCAGAUAACGUGGUUGGAAACAGUUCCUUGUCAUCAGAAGGUGAUAAGGUUUAUCCUGAGAGCAUCUGCAAGGAAGAUUCCUAUGUCCACUCUGCAGUUACAGCUAAUGGUAGUCCUCUAAAACUGUGGAAAUCAAAGUUGAAUGUUUCAGAUUUUGACAAGUCUGAGUCUUCUACCAAAUUGCCAAAGGGAGUAAAGGAAAACACAUUGAUGGCAAAACUCCUUGAAGCAAGAUUAGAGGGACAGAAAUCUCGCUCUAGAACCAGCAAAAGCACUUCUUGAUCAACUAGAGAAUAGCUGCAAUGAGAUUUACUGUAGGGUCUUUCGUCAAAUUCUAGUAACCAUCUUGUACACAUGAAUCUUUCAGCUAUGUACAUGGUUGGAUGAAAAUCAGAUUUGUAUCAUGUAAAAGAUGUUUGAUCUCACUGUGCCUACCAAGUGCUGGGUGGUAUUAGUGAUUUGAGAUAUGUAGAACUGACCUUAUUUUCCGAAAUUCCACUAGAUAUAGCCCAGAAUCAUGACAUUGAAUCACAAUCCCAUGUGUAGAAAAUCAGAGAUCAUAACUUUCGUUAUUUUUUUUCA